Neopelma chrysocephalum (saffron-crested tyrant-manakin) is the source of this 7418-nucleotide messenger RNA. RefSeq names its product C2 calcium dependent domain containing 3 (gene C2CD3). Gene Ontology annotation, cellular component: centriolar satellite; centriole. The record is from RefSeq and is a predicted model, not a curated record. The transcript is spliced from 33 exons. Gene Ontology annotation, biological process: cilium assembly; centriole elongation. NCBI's taxonomy places the organism in Eukaryota, Metazoa, Chordata, Aves, Passeriformes, Pipridae. The coding region runs from base 7 to 6855 and encodes 2282 amino acids.
GGCGGGAUGCGGCGGAGGGAAGGUCCCGGCGCUCCCUCCGCCGCCACCAGCCUCCCGCCGCUCGUCCAGGGCCCGCCGCGCUGCUUCCUCCGCUGCACCGUGUCCAGGGUGGUCUGGGCGGCCCCAAAACCGCCCGUCGUCGUCCGCCUGAGGUGGUGGGGGGAAACCUCCGGCGGCACCUUGUUCCAGCCCGCAUCCCGGCCCGGGCGUCCCGCCGGGAGAACCACCGCCCGCUUCCCGGUGCGCUGCGGGCCCCGGCAGUUCGCUGCGUAUUUGGCAGAUAUGGGUGUGCUUGUCCUGGAGGUCCUGACCAAGCUUGACCACCUCCCCAUUGGCAAAGUGCAGAUCACCAAACUGUCCCAGCUCUCUCCCAACCAUCCCAUCAAAGGGUCUUUCCCCGUGGUAUCACCAACAUCUGCUAAACUUGGAGAGCUGCAGGUCUCGCUGGUUCUAGAACCUCUGCCAGAAGUGUAUGACACAAGCACCACCACAGAGGGAAGUUUGGACCCUGCUCCUGCUCAAGGAAGCAGCAAGUCCCCGCAGCCCAGGCACACGCAGGUGGCUGUUGCUGACCCAGAGUCUGUUGACAACAGCAAAGCCACAAGCCCCAGUAGAGGAAAGGACCAUUUGCUCUUCCAAGAGAACUCUGAAAACAUAAAGGACACUUCUCCUGCUUCUUAUCACCCUGGGAGUUUACCAGAUGAGCCUUGGAAAAUGAAUCCUUCAAAUCCUUCCCUGUUGUUUCCCCCCAGCACCAAUACUGGAAUGAACACACGGAUGCUCUCCACGAGCAACCCAGCUACAAAAGACCUGCUGUCAGCUCUCUUGGAUCAGGGCAGGAAACUCCGGGAUGCCAUGGUUGUCUCUGCAAUGAAAUCCAGCCCUGACAUGGAGAUUGAACUGAAUAAAGUGGUUCCACUUAUGGAGAGAGAGGAUUUUAAAGCAUUAACAAGGAGCCCCAAAGGCUUGAAGUCCAGUUUGGUGCUCCCUCCUGAAGAUUUCCAUCACUUUGAAUCUGAAGUUUCAGAGCAGCAAUUUGAUCUAAACUCUGAAGAAAGAGCAAUCCAGUUACUGCUGGGCAGUGCUGAUUUCUCUCCGGGGCCUUUGUGGGAUCGCACAGGAUCCCUUUGGGAUUCCCUCUCUCUUGGGAGUGAGGUGUAUGACAGUGAACUGGGGGAUCCCCAUUAUGACCAGAGUCUGCUGGAGAGACUUUUUUACACAACUCCUAAAUCUGAUUCCAGUUUAAGUGAUUCCCUCAGUGAUGAUGAUGUUAAAUCCUCAAACAAAGCAUUGAAGACAGAAACUCUUAGGAAAGCUAAUCCAGCAAAUCCACAGAAAGAUUUUAAUGCCUUUGAUCAGAAUGUGAUAGAAAUUAAACCCAGCUGCUCUCCUACUGCUCCUCCAGAAGAUCACAGGGAAGCAGCUCGCAUCACAUCGUUGGAUUCAGACAGGUUGGCAUUUCUGCAGCAAAUACAUCUGGCCAGAGUCAUCAUUGACAGACUGAAAAUCCCUCUUAAGAGCAUCCAGAUUUACCAGAGGAAGAAAGAUUUAAUGGGAAAGCCUCCACGACCUGCAUCUGUCAAUAAGUGCACUUUCUUUGUGGAGUACCACUUUCCCAUGGGAGUCUCCAAGGAUAAUAAGGGACAGGUCUCCAUAAAAACAGAAGUAAUUCGAGUAGCUUCAAGUAAAAUCAUAGAUGAUGGGGUGAAAUUCCAACAGCGGUCUGUGUUCCCUGUCCGUUUUGGUGGAACAAUGAUAGAGCACUGGUGGGACUCUGACCUUGCUUUUAAAAUCUACAUGAGGAAAAGCACCCAGAAAAAGCCCGUGGCCAUUGGCUCAGCAGUGCUUCAGCUCCGCAGGGUCAUCCAAGCCAAGCUGCUCAGUGUCAGCUGGGAAAUACCUGUGGAAAAAGAGGGAGAUCACCCGCAAGUUGGACCACUUACGGGAUUCUUAGAGCUUGCAGCCGACAACAAGGACUUCACCUGCACAGCUGCCAGGUCAGCUCCUGCUGGGCAUCGAGUCCUAGCUCAUGCUGUGAGAAGUCCCCAGCUGGAAUUCCAGGAGUCCAACAGGAUGAGUGCAAAUGCAGAAGGCCCUCACUGCUUGAGAACAAGCUCUGAAGAUUUCCAGAAGGGAGGAGUGGGCAGCAGGAAAGUCGUGGCCCAGGAUGUGCUGACCCAGAUAACCCCAUCUGAGGAAGAUGGGUUAUUGCUGCAUGUGCUACUGAUGGUGCCUGAUGGGAAGGAUUUUGUUGCUGGAGACAAGGGGCUCCCCAGUUCUUGCAAUGUGUAUUUAAACUGCAAACUGCUCAGCACUGAGGGGGCAACGAGAUCCGCUGUCGUGUGGGGCUCAACACAACCUGCCUUCAAUUUUUGUCAGGUGAUGCCUUUUCCACUGAGUUCCAAACGUUUGGAGAGGCUGAAAGACAAUGUCAUGAUUAUUGAAGCCUGGAACAAGCUGGGAAGCACUGGCUGUGACAGACUGCUGGGAUUAGUGAAACUUCCUCUGCAUCAGUUUUACAUCUCAUUCAAAGACCCAAAGAUUUCCCACCUGCUCCUCCAGGCUCAGUACCCAGUGGUUGCUGUGGACAGUUACAUGCCUGUGGUUGAUGUUUUUACUGGCAGCACAAGCGGAAGCCUCAGAGUCAUCUUGGCGAUGGGAUCAGCUGAUCAAAUAGUGGCACUGCAAAGGUUAAAGAAUGGAGAAGGAGUGUUACCUUCUGUCCCACAACGUCCUUCCCACUCUCUGGACCCUCCUCCUACAAAACCCACAACGCAGAUAGACCCAGAAGGGGAAGACCUGAUGGAACACGUGUUUGAGAUCCACGUGGAGAGUGUGAAAGGACUCACUCCCUUGCAGUCCACGGUCUGGGGAGAGGCCGACUGCUACGUCCAGUACCAUUUCCCAGUUCAGGAGGCUGGUUGUGCUGCACUGCAAGGCUCUGGAUUGCAUGAGGAUGGUAAAUUUGGCAUCAAAUUGAAGCCAUUUCGAACAGCAACCACUUUGUGUGUCCCUGAUCCCGUCUUUAAUGAUGAGCAUCAUCAUUCCCUGGUGGUUCCUGCUGAUGUCCCAGUCCAGAGGCUCCUGGUCGGUGUAUUUAUGGCCCCAGGAAUGGCUGGAGGAGGAAUCCAGUUUGAAGUCUGGUGCAGGUAUUAUUACCCAAAUGUCAGAGACCAGCUGGUGGCAAAAGGGACCUUGCCUUUGUCACGGCUCUGUGCCAUGGUAACCAUGCAGCAUCGGGAAGAAAUAGGGAUACAGACUUUUAAUCUUCCAUUGGUCCCCCGGACUGAUACCUCAGAGGAAUUUCAUCCACGGUCUUCAGGUUUGCUCGAUGUGAGUGUGAGAUACCAACGAUCCAUGAAAAAAGCAGGAAUAACUGCUCAAGCUGUUUCACUUUCUGUACACAUACACAGAGCAGCAGGUUUGCAAGCAGCAGCCAGAGCUGUGGCACAAAAAAACCCCGCAGUCCAGUACUAUGCAGGUGUGGGAGUGAAUUCUUAUGUCUCUGUGCUCCUCUCCUUCCUGCCUGAGGCAGAGACACAAAACACACAAACCGUGGCUUGUACUUUCUGCCCAGAGUUUGAGCAUCAUGUAGAGUUUCUUUGCAGCCUCAUCAUUCAGAAAAGCAGUGGAGAAUCCUCUAGUCUGGGGGAACUCCUGCAGUCUGGCAUCAUCAUCUUCUCUAUCUACCAUCAGAACACCAAGUCAGCCACUGACAGAUUGGCUGAUCGGGCAUCGAGAGAUUAUCUCCUUGGGACAGUCACAAUUCCAACCAGAGACCUGCUGACAAGAAGAUCAGGUAUUUCAGGCUGGUUCCCAGUGACCCUCUCCAACAAUCCGAUGCCUCCACACUGCACAAACGUCACACAGGCCAUUGUGGGGGGGCUGGAACUUUCUGUUACCUUUGCUCAUUGGGGUGACAGAGAGCGUGUUUUGGAAACUGCUAAACUCCUGGGAUGGAGCAGUGAGGAGAUCCAUGGAGACAGCACAGAGGAGACCAAGGACUGGGAGCAGAGUGCCAACCCAGUGACUGUGACCAUCUCUACCCCAAGAGUGUGGCUGCCACUCCACUGUGUGCUGCUGGCAGGCCAGACACACCUCGAUAAAAGCACUUUUUGCUACCUCAGGUAUAAGCUGUACAACCAGGAAGCCACGUGGACUUGGCUUAGGCGGCCAAAAUUGAGCAGCGACACAGAGAAUGUCACAGUGGACUUUAAGAAGCCAAACAAGGUGACGCUCAGAAGGAGCCAAGGGCUGCUGUGGUUCUUCAGGGAGGAGAAAUUAGAAAUCCAGGUGUGGUGGGCAUAUGGCAAAGAAGAUGAGGUGGAAAGACCACUUGAUACAGAUCGUCUGAUUGGAUCUGCCUAUGUCGACCUCGCAGCGUUGGCAGAGAGAUCAAGGAGAACACUAAGUGUUAGUGGAGUGUAUCCGUUGUUCAGAUGCAACGCUGCAGACUUGGCAGGAGCUGCUGUGCGUGUCCACGUCAGCCUCGCUCCCACUCCUGCUGCUCUGCCCAGCAGAAUUCCCUGUGCCCAGGAAUGCAGCAGCAGUGAGGAUGAAGGCACAGGGAAACCCCCUGAUCUGAGCCAGCAGGUCCAUGAAAAUCAGCAGCUGGAUAUUGUAAGUCCAGGAAUCACCAAUGGCAAACCACAGGAAGAAGAUGUGAUGUUUCUGGAAAACACAGUUGCUGUCAAUAUCCUUGUAGAAAGAGCAAUGCAUCUAAGUUUAAAAGGAAGUCCUUUGACAGAACGGGAAGUAACAGCCCCCAGUAGCUGUGUAUCAUUUGCUGUUGCUGGUGCAGAUGCUCCAAUAACCACUCCAGUAGUAGAAAAUACAGACUCACCAGUCUGGGACUUCCAGGAACAAGCCAGAUUAUCCAAAGAGCUUCUGCUGGAUCCACAGCAAACCUUGGUCUUCAAAGUGUGGCACAAAGCAGAGACGGAGCGAGUGAUUGGAUUUGCAUCCGUGGACCUUUCCCCUCUCCUUUCUGGCUUCCAGCUUGUGUGUGGGUGGUACAACAUCACAGAUUUCAGUGGGCAGUGCCGAGGACAGAUUAAAGUAGCCAUUUCCCCUCUCCAAAACAUAAAUUAUCUCAAAGAAGAAAGACAGGCCAGGGCCCGAACCCAGCCGGAAAGUUCUUCCGGGAAGGCAAGCUUUCUACCAUUCCCUGGUAAUGCUGCAAACCUUUCCAAGCAGAUGCUGAAUUCCUUGUCAAAGGAAGUGAGUGUUUCUACCCAAGAGUGGGCUGUUUUUAGCAGGAUUAGUACGCCUGGAACACACACACCUCGUCAUGAAGAGCACAUGAAGAAUGUGCGCAGAUUCCAUGAAUCCCUGCAGCAGGAAGGGAACACGCGUCGGGCAGCAAGGCUGGACUCGGCAUCGCGUGCCGGUCUCCUCACUGCCCUCAGAAAAAACUUGAGUGAGCUGGAUGAGGUUCAAAGAUACUUCAGCCAGAAGCUGACCAGGUCUUUUCCUGACUUCAGUUACGGCAACACAUCCAAACCAAGCCAUGAGGAGCAGGAGAGGGACCAUCAUGGCUCCAUGAGCAGAGAAGUGGAUCCCAAAGGAUGCCAUCUUUUGGAAAAAUCCAGUCAGUUGGUGUCUCAGGUCAGCAGUCUAAUCAAUGACUUACAGACCAUAACUAAAAAUAGCAAAGAAGCUUCUAAUGUGCAUCCAGACAGUAGCAGGAAGCCAGGUGCUGUGGAUGCAUCCAGCUGGAAGGAGGAAGGAGCCAGACUCGAAGUCCAUCAAGGCCGGCUAGAGUUGGACCCGCCCAGAAUUUCCAGUGAUCCACAGCAGCCGUGCAAUUCUGGGAGACCUGUGUUUGAGAGACACAUGUUGCACAAACUCCUAGACCCCAUUGUCCCUGAAGAUGAGCAUCCAAUGGAUUAUAUCCAGGACGAUGAAGGUGCUUUUGACAUCCAGCCACACAGUGAAGAGGAAUAUGAGGAAGAUGUUAUAGAGCCACAAACUCUCAAUGAAAUAACAACCAUAACAGACAGGAUGAGUCCCUGGUCCAGUGUGAUCUCUGAAACUGGGCAAGGGGCUGAGCAGCAUUCCAUGGACUCCAGGCCUGGAGAUCAGCACUCCAUGGAUGUGGGUUGUUUCCAAAGGGAAAACAGCAGCACCAGCAUCCUGCAAGGGGACAACCAGAGUGAGCUCACCACCCUGAGCCCAUCCAUGAGCCCCCAUGCUGGUGGGAAUGGCAAGAGUCCUUGGGAAGCAACGGAAGGCUUCCAGAGCUUCAACAGCGGCAUGGAAACAGCAGAGAAGGAGCCUCUUCAGCCUGCUGGACAGAGCCUCUGGGACAGAGCAUUUAACUCUGAACCCAGAAAGAAGAAUGUUGAGGUCCACACAGGCUCCAAGGAAUUACUGCCGUUCCCAGGAGACAUGGAUUUGAUCAAUCCAAAAACCAGAAGGAGAGAGGAGGAGGAAAACGCAGAGGAUUUAAAUGAAGAGCAUCAUGACAAGGAAAGAAGUGGUUCUGAUGAGAACUGUGUUAGGAGUGUAUCAACCCAAGCUGGCUCAGAAAGAAACAGUGAGAGUUUUCCUGAUGACGCCAGUGAAGACCCACUUGAAGGGUCAGAAAACUCCAUCAAACCAAAAAUCACUUCAUCUGAUCCUGUCAUUGUUCCGAACUUCUUCCUCCCACCCCAGGAGAUGGAAGCCUCCAUGAGACUGCUCAGCACUUCUUCUCAUGCUUCCACAGUUCUGAAAGAGAGAAGGAGCGGAGCAGUACCAGGGGGCAUCCCAUACCGAAGGCCAAAUCAUCCCAAGCCCACGCCCAACCUCUCAGAAGAGGAAGCCCAAAGAAUUGCCAGGAUCUUCUCAGCUCAGCUCUCCAAGAAGGAAUAGCAUUCAUGAGAGACCAUCAACAGUGGAGCUUCCCGAUCCCAACCUUUGGAUCCUCCAGUAGAGGGCAGGUGAAAGCCACAGCUUUCAGGCUCUGCUUUUAGUUUGCCUAAUUGGUUGGUUAAUUGGGCAUCCCCUAAUUAGAGGGGCUUAAAGCCUUUGAUCACCCACAGGGAGUUACGUGACCGUGUGUCUUGCAGGGGCAGGUCCCCGAAGAGAUGCACCCCUGUGGGUGACCCAUGAGCUCUCCACAUAGUCUAAUUUUGGGAUAUAUUCCUGUGAAAUCACCCUUUCAAAAAUAGCUGGUGGGCAGCACAAUUUGCAGUUUCUAGAGAUGCCCAGAGUGCUUGAGUGAACACAGGCCAAGGGCACUGUAAAACACUGCUGAGUGUACAAAAGGGGGGGGACUAGAAAGAUGAAAUUUUUUUAUCCUAAAUUAUUUUUGUAUAUUUUUAUGUCCUGCACCUUUUGGAGAACAGACUUUGAUGCCAACAGAGCUCAGUUAUUUUUGUACUACUCUCUUUCUAGUCUUUGUGUUUCAAUAAAAUUCCCCUGGUUUCUUGUCA